CAGGCUGGUUUCGCUGGAGACGAUGCUCCAAGGGCAGUUUUCCCAAGUAUAGUUGGUCGUCCACGCCAUACUGGUGUAAUGGUUGGAAUGGGACAGAAAGAUGCAUAUGUUGGUGAUGAAGCUCAAUCAAAAAGAGGUAUUUUGACUCUGAAAUAUCCAAUUGAGCAUGGUAUCGUGAAUAACUGGGAUGAUAUGGAGAAAAUCUGGCAUCACACCUUCUACAAUGAACUUCGUGUUGCUCCUGAAGAACAUCCAAUUCUACUUACUGAAGCACCUCUGAAUCCCAAGGCAAAUCGUGAGAAGAUGACUCAGAUUAUGUUUGAAACCUUCAACGCCCCUGCCAUGUAUGUAGCCAUUCAGGCUGUUCUCUCCCUUUACGCCAGUGGACGAACAACUGGUACAGGUAUUGUUUUGGAUUCUGGGGAUGGUGUGAGCCAUACAGUCCCAAUCUACGAAGGGUACGCACUCCCACACGCAAUCCUGCGUCUUGAUCUGGCUGGUCGCGAUCUGACUGACGCUCUGAUGAAAAUCCUAACAGAGCGUGGGUAUUCCUUCACGACAUCUGCUGAGCGUGAAAUCGUGAGGGACAUGAAAGAGAAAUUGUCUUACAUAGCUCUGGACUAUGAACAGGAACUAGAAACUAGCAAGACAAGCUCUUCUGUUGAGAAGAGUUAUGAAUUACCCGAUGGACAGGUGAUAACCAUCGGGGCUGAACGAUUCAGAUGUCCUGAGGUUCUGUUCCAGCCAUCUAUGAUAGGUAUGGAAGCUGCUGGAAUUCACGAGACAACAUAUAACUCAAUAAUGAAAUGUGACGUGGAUAUCAGGAAGGAUUUGUAUGGUAAUAUUGUUCUUAGUGGAGGAACCACUAUGUUUCCUGGUAUUGCUGAUAGAAUGAGUAAGGAAAUUACUGCAUUAGCCCCUAGCAGCAUGAAGAUUAAGGUGGUUGCUCCGCCAGAGAGGAAGUAUAGUGUCUGGAUUGGUGGAUCCAUCCUUGCUUCACUCAGCACCUUCCAGCAGGUAACUUAA
Messenger RNA from Impatiens glandulifera, 1026 nucleotides. RefSeq names its product actin-like. The record is from RefSeq and is a predicted model, not a curated record. The transcript is spliced from 2 exons. NCBI's taxonomy places the organism in Eukaryota, Viridiplantae, Streptophyta, Magnoliopsida, Ericales, Balsaminaceae. Gene Ontology annotation, cellular component: cytoplasm. The coding region runs from base 79 to 1026 and encodes 315 amino acids.